AUGGAUCCUUAUAGAAAUCCUACUUCAGAGUUGAGUGAAUUGAGGAAGCAACUAGAAGAUCUACUUGAAAAGAAGUUUGUUCGUCUGAGUAAUUCAUCAUGGGGUGUGCCAAUGUUGUUAGUUAAGAAGAAGAACGAUAGUGUGAGGCUAUGUGUGGAACAUCUAAGAAUUGUAUUGCAGACAUUGAAAGAGAACCAAUUAUACGUAAAGUUUCCUAAGUGUGAGUUAUGGUUAAGAGAAGUGAGUUUCCUUGGUCAUGUGAUUUCUAGUGGUGGUAUAGUUGCGGAUCUGUCGAAGAUAUAUGUUGUGUUACCAUGGGAGACUCCGAAGUCUGUCACUGAGAUUAGAAGUUUUCUUGGAUUGACUAGUUACUACAAGAAGUUAAUUGAAGGUUUUUCAAAGUUAGCAUUACCGUUAACUUAG
This is a messenger RNA of Lathyrus oleraceus (garden pea), 423 nucleotides long. RefSeq lists its product as uncharacterized. The record is from RefSeq and is a predicted model, not a curated record. Lineage: Eukaryota; Viridiplantae; Streptophyta; Magnoliopsida; Fabales; Fabaceae. Bases 1 to 423 code for a protein of 140 amino acids. The transcript has a single exon.